This is a messenger RNA of Symbiodinium sp. CCMP2456, 229 nucleotides long. Lineage: Eukaryota; Dinophyceae; Suessiales; Symbiodiniaceae. The record is from the annotation of a GenBank genome assembly.
GCAUCGCACGGACCCGCGCAAGAGUCCCUUCGACAUUUCUGUGGCUGGUCUGGACGGCGAGGCCAUCUUGAAGCGAGCGCUGAAGAGCCUGGACGAUCGUCCGAAGGACGACUUGGCGGAGAAGUACGACCGCACCACCCCCAGCUGGACGCUGCAGCCACGGAACGACGCCAAGAUGCGCGAAGCUUACUGCGACAACCUCUACGGCCCGUGGUCAUCUUUCGGCUAG